This is a messenger RNA of Striga hermonthica, 2622 nucleotides long. The record is from the annotation of a GenBank genome assembly. NCBI's taxonomy places the organism in Eukaryota, Viridiplantae, Streptophyta, Magnoliopsida, Lamiales, Orobanchaceae.
AUGUUGGGGGAUUUGUACAGCGGCGGCGGCGGGGGCGGGCUGUUCAGGGUUUCGAUGUGCGGCGGCGGCGCGGAGGCGCGUGAGAUCGAGCAGCUGUCGAGGGAGGGCAGUCAGUACAGCCUCUCGACCGGGAUUCUCCCUUCUCUCGGCGCCAGAAGUAAUCGCAGGGUCAGGCUCAGUCCUUACAUUGUUUCACCCUACGACCGCCGUUACAGAACAUGGCAAAACUUUCUUGUCAUACUUGUUAUCUACACCGCCUGGGUAUCCCCAUUCGAAUUCGGGUUUCUUGAUAAGCCCGCGGCCCCCCUAUCAAUCACGGAUAACGUUGUCAAUGGAUUUUUCUUUAUCGACAUUGUCCUUACAUUCUUCGUGGCUUACCUGGACCGGACUUCCUAUCUUCUCGUCGACAGCCGAAAGCUGAUUGCUCGGAAGUAUGCCACCACUUGGCUGUUAUUUGACGUCAUAUCCACAGUCCCGUCUGAAUUCGCUCGUAAAAUAUCCCCAAAACCUCUUCAGGCUUACGGCCUUUUCAAUAUGCUUCGCCUCUGGCGUCUAAGAAGGGUCGGCGCCUUAUUUGCCCGAUUGGAGAAAGAUAAGAAUUUCAACUACUUUUGGGUGAGGUGCUGCAGACUCAUUUGUGUUACCCUUUUUACAGUUCAUUGUGCGGCUUGCUUUAAUUACCUGCUAGCGGCCCGUUAUCACGACAAGCAAAAGACUUGGAUUGGAGCAGUUAUGGAGAAUUUUACCGAGCAGAGCCUGUGGGUCCGGUACGUGACCUCGGUGUACUGGUCGAUUACGACCCUCACGACCGUUGGCUAUGGAGAUUUGCAUGCUGAGAACACGAGGGAGAUGAUUUUCGAUCUCUUUUACAUGCUUUUUAAUCUGGGACUAAUGGCAUACCUCAUAGGAAACAUGACAAACCUGGUUGUGCACGGGACUAGCAAGACUCGGCAAUUCAGAGAUACGGUUCAAGCGGCUACAAGUUUUGCUGUGAGGAACAAAUUGCCAGCUGGUCUGCAAGAGCAGAUGCUUUCGCAUUUGUGCUUGAAGUUUAGAACCGACUCAGAGGGGUUGCAACAGCAAGAGAUUCUUGAUUCGCUUCCGAAGGCCAUUCGGUCGAGUAUUUCACAUUUCCUUUUCUACUCUCUUGUAGACAAGGUAUACUUGUUUCGUGGGGUCUCGAACGAUUUACUCUUCCAGCUGGUCUCCGAGAUGAAGGCUGAGUAUUUCCCUCCAAAAGAGGAUGUAAUCUUGCAGAAUGAAGCACCAACCGACUUCUACAUUCUUGUAACGGGGGCAGUGGAACUAUUGAUUUUGAAAAAUGGAGUUGAACAGGUUGUUGGAGAAGCCAAAGCCGGAGACCUCUGUGGCGAAAUUGGUGUACUUUGUUACAGGCCUCAGUUAUUCACCGUGCGAACAAAAAGAUUAAGCCAGCUAUUGCGUCUCAAUCGUGCUACAUUCUUGAACAUUGUUCAAGCAAAUGUUGGAGACGGCACAAUUAUCAUGAACAAUCUUCUUCAGCACUUGAAGGAAUUAAAGGACCCUAUAAUGGAGGGAAUUCUGUUAGAGACUGAAAAUAUGCUUGCUCGUGGGAGAAUGGAUUUACCUCUAACUCUAUGUUUUGCGGCACAUAGAGGAGACGAUUUGCUUUUGCAUCAAUUGUUAAAAAGGGGUCUCGAUCCUAAUGAGUCCGAUAAUAAUGGAAGAACAGCACUUCAUAUAGCUGCAGCGAAAGGAAACGAGAACUGCGUACUUCUUCUGCUGGAUUUCGGGGCCGAUCCAAACAGCAGAGAUUCAGAAGGACGAGUACCCCUCUGGGAGGCCAUGGUCAACUCGCACAAGCCCGUGGUCAAACUACUCUCCGAAAACGGGGCGAAGCUCUCGUCAGGCGACGUGGGCAUGUUCUCGUGCACGGCUGCCGAACAAAACAAGUUGGAACUCCUGAAAGAGAUUAUCCGCCUUGGGGGUGAUGUCACCCUCCCGAGGGAUGACAACGGGUCCACAGCCCUCCAUGUGGCGGUCUACGAGGGCAACACGGAUAUCGUCCGUUUUCUCCUCGGGCGCGGGGCCCGGCCCGACCGGGUGGACGGGGACGGAUGGACCCCGCGUGACCUGGCCGAGCAGCAGGGCCACGACGACAUCCGCGAACUCUUCGACUCCCAUCAACGGGCCCGCACGAUCGAGACAGCUGUGUCCACCCCGGCCGAGCAGAGCCGUGGGGUCCGCUUCAUAGGGCGUUUCAGGAGCGAGCCCGUCUUGCUUCCGGGCCCACCCAUGGGGCCCAACGGGCUGUGGGGGGGCCCGCGGCCAAGGCGGAGAGCCAAUGACUUCUGUAAUUCUUUGUUUGGGAUGAUGUCGGCUGUGGGGUCCGCCGGUGGGGAGUUUGGGGUGGUGGAGAAUGGGAAAAAUGCGGCUCGGGUGAUCGUGAGCUGCCCGGAGAAAGGGGAUAAUGCGGGGAAGCUUGUGGUGCUCCCGGGCAGCUUCCGGGAGCUGAUGGAGAUUGGUGAAAGGAAGUAUGGGCUUUCGGGCGGGACGGUUUUUAGAGGAGAUGGUGCUGUGGUUGAUGAUAUUGAGCUGAUUCGGGACGGCGAUCGUUUGGUUUUCACGAGUGGGACGAAUUAG